Messenger RNA from Papaver somniferum (opium poppy), 3230 nucleotides. RefSeq lists its product as uncharacterized. NCBI's taxonomy places the organism in Eukaryota, Viridiplantae, Streptophyta, Magnoliopsida, Ranunculales, Papaveraceae. The record is from RefSeq and is a predicted model, not a curated record. The transcript has 4 exons. The coding region runs from base 1687 to 2925 and encodes 412 amino acids.
CUUUCUGUUUGCUCAUUUUUUUUUUCUUCCUUGCUUAGAUCUGAAAAUUUUCUCUCUACAAAAUUGUUUCUGAACAAUGGUUUGCUCAAAAAUCAUGUUAUCUCUUGGUAAUCUGAACAUCAUUCUUACUACUACUUCCCCCAUAAUUCCUAUGAAACUGCCCGAAGAAGAAGAUGAAAACCCCUUUCUUGUUUUUGAUGAAGAUUCACCCACACAAUGAUUUCUCCUCUCAAAACAAAGUUUUAAUCCUUAAUCAUUUCCUCCUAGAAUAAUGUUGUGUCACUGCUAAUUUCCACCAACCUUCUGUUCACUCCGGCAACCCUUAGGGUGAUAGACUAUCCAAUCAUCUUUUCUCAAUUAGGUGAUCAAAUCGAGAAGUAGGGAGUGUAAAAAUUUUUGACCCUUGCACGUCGAGAAAUAUCACUGUUCGGGUGUAUGGUGCUGCUGCGGAUCGGCCAGUAGCAAGAACCUUAAGUGACGACGUUAUACCCAAGGAACUAUCAGAUGUCAGCAACAGGGAGCAUGAGAGCAAAUGAUGAUGGAGUGUAUAUGUUUACAGAUUGAUGUGGGACUUGCGAAGCCUCUGCAGCAACUUCUCAGAUCUCAGUGGCGUUGUGAUCCUGACUCGUGAGAUUAUCCUUUUCAAUAACAAUAAGCUGUGUGCGCAAGAAUUUAAGUGACGAGGCGAGGAGAAUUAAACUCUUGCCUCAUCUAUUUAUAGAUGUGACAAAAGGUCUUGGCUAAUGCCACAACAAUUAUGCAGUGAGGCUAAAAGCUACCUAUUGCAGCAUUAUUUAUAUAUAUGUGGCAAUGUAGUGCGGCAAUAGACUCAUUUUGUUGUAGUUAGUGGGGUUGUGAUCCUGACUUGUUCAAUGACAGUAAUCCAGAGGCUAUGUCUGCAAGAAUUUAACUUGCAAGGGGAAUGAAACUCGAUGCUGUGACAUGGGGGACACUUAGACAUGGGCAUUGUAGCAAGAGCCAGCCUUGCUAGCUUUGGAGUUGGUGAUGCUGAAUUGGAACUGCAGACUUAAACUGAUCAUACCUCUUUGAUUUGUGCAGACUACUUUAAUUAAUUAACAAUCAAUUACAUUCAGAACAGAAAACAAGCUAAAAUAUGUUUGUAACUUUGCUCAUACUCCUAAAAUAAGGAGAACUAGUUGAUCGGAAUGAGAAUUUACAGCAAUGAGAUAUCUCAAGUCUACUGAACUUUUCUCUGAUACCACACACAAACCGGAGUCGUUACUAUGAACGGAGUCUUCCCGGUGAUCUAAGGUCAAUGAUAAAGCAAUGUUGCUACAUUCAAUUCCAGCACUCCAUCAUGUUUGGAACCAGGAAACAGUUUCAUCUUCUGUGAGCAGAUAUUAUAGAAGUCAAAAAAGGUCAAGGAAGAUAAGUGUAACAGGUAAAAAUCUGAGAGUUAAUAAUAGUUGUAAGGAAUUGUUACUUGUUGGAUUGGUCAAGUCACUUGGUGGUGAGAGUUCUGUUGGAAAAAGCUGAAAUUGCUCCAGCUUCUGUUUUUUGAUUCUGGGGCUUAAUUUAUACUUGAAGUUGUCCUGACAGAAGUUUUAAAGGAAGUCAAAGAGUGAAGUUAAAGAGAUUGGUGUGCAUCUUUUCGUUUUAAAUACUACACCUAUUAACUUGCAGAACACGUUUGAGAAGUUACAGAAAGUGAGUUUAGGUCUUCCAAUGGCAUACAUACCUCCACACAAAAGGCAGUCUAAGGAUAAUGAUAAUAGUCCUGUUCCAACACCUUCAUUGCUUGUUCCUGAUCAGUUCAAGAAAAUCUCAUACUUGGGGUCUUCAGUUGGUUCUGGAUCAAAGAUGAAAAAUGAUACUGCUCCAAAUGUUAGAAAAAUCAUUUACGCGAAAGAUGCCAUUUCUAAAUGGUUUAUAGAAGGUGGUUCUACAUCUGAUGCUGAUCAGCUUCCUGCACAUUCAGUUCGGAUGGAACCUUUUCGCCGUCUCAAGUCACUUCAGUGGAAACGCUGGGGAGAACCAUUUGUUUUGGCUUCCGACUCCCUCGACUGCAGAGGAUUUGUGCAAAGUACUCCCUGGGUAUCCAUAACUGAGAACAUACGGUCUGAGCUACUUGCUUCUUUUGGAAAUCUUAGAGAAGAGAUGGGUUCGGGAGAGGUUGGAGCAUUACUAAAGCCUAUUUUCGUAAUCAGAAUUGGUAAAAUUCUCUUUCAUGGAAAGAACUUUUCAGGAGGUGUAACUAGUAGGGCAGCUGCCGAAUCUUAUUUCAGUCACGUCGGAAAAUCAUUUUGGACAAACCUUCCUGAUUCUUACAUGGAAUUUAUUCUUGCUACAGUUAUUCCAAAAAUCAGAGUUGAUUCUGAGCACACCAAGGAGUACUACCAUGUGAAGGUAUUUGACAAGUGCAACCCUGAAUCAUCUAUUUCAAUCAAAUGCCGAGUUAUUUCCGGACACCUUAAAAUACACAAGAUUGAGCUCAACCAGAAGAGGUGCCUAGUAGUGGAUGUAUCUUGCCUUGAUAAGGAUUUGGACCUGAGAUUGAUGUUAUCCACCAAGAGGGGAUUGACAACGUCAGUGAAGGGCGAUGCUGAGAAGUUAACUAGCUUAAGGCAAUUGGUUGAAUGUCCAACAUUGGAUUCUAAUGUGAAAGGUGGUUUGAGAUGGGCAAUGGGAAAGAAGUACUCUUCAGAUGGUAGAUAUACGGUUGUAGGUGUUUGGCACACAAAUGUGCGGAGUUUUAAGAAUUCACAGCUGAAGCUCAGGCUUAGAAAUGCAGACCGAUUCGAUUUCUGGGCUUCCGAAGGUGAAGUUGGCAAGGAAGUAACUCUUGAAUUAACAGGGAUCAACGAUUCGCUAAUGACUGGGACGGUUGAAAUGGAACAUACCAUUGCAGUCCUUCAAGAGACUCUAAAAUUGGUAUGGGAUCAUUUCUUGAGCUGUGACCUGUAAAUGCAUGUUUUUACUUGUUAGUGGCAAUACUAGUGCACUAAUCAGUCGUUGUCCUGUUAGAUGCUCCAAAAAGAUCUGUCUCUUUCUCUAUUGUAUGCAACUCUGGUAAAUCUUUAGAAUAAGGAGCGAGUCAGCUUUUUGUAUUUUGCUAGCUUGAAAUCAGAACUUGGUACUUCUUUGCUGAGCUUUAAGCUUUGACUGUGACUGUGUAUGCUUAUUGCAUAGUUCCUUGAGCUUAAAUGAACCUUGGUGUUUUAACUGGCAUAUAUAAAAAAUGCUGCAGAUCAAAUAAGAUUUCAUAUAUA